Molecule: messenger RNA, 1063 nt
Organism: Condylura cristata (star-nosed mole)
Lineage: Eukaryota; Metazoa; Chordata; Mammalia; Eulipotyphla; Talpidae
Gene: POLR2E
Product: polymerase (RNA) II (DNA directed) polypeptide E, 25kDa
Exons: 6
Coding region: 16-618 (200 amino acids)
Biological process (GO): DNA-templated transcription
Cellular component (GO): RNA polymerase II, core complex; RNA polymerase III complex; RNA polymerase I complex
Molecular function (GO): DNA-directed RNA polymerase activity; DNA binding
Source: RefSeq, a predicted model, not a curated record
UGCGGCUGCCUCUUCAUGGGGGGUCGUUUGUCCUAUGAGCAGUUGUGCCACGACCGUGGCUACCUGGUGACCCAGGACGAGCUGGAUCAGACACUGGAGGAGUUCAAGGCCCAGUUUGGGGACAAGCCCAGUGAAGGGCGGCCGCGGCGCACGGACCUCACAGUCCUGGUGGCCCACAAUGAUGACCCCACUGACCAGAUGUUUGUCUUCUUCCCUGAGGAGCCCAAAGUGGGGAUCAAGACCAUCAAGGUGUACUGCCAGCGCAUGCAGGAGGAGAACAUCACGCGCGCCCUCAUCGUGGUGCAGCAGGGCAUGACCCCGUCUGCCAAGCAGUCCCUGGUCGACAUGGCCCCCAAGUACAUCCUGGAGCAGUUUCUGCAGCAGGAGCUGCUCAUCAACAUCACAGAGCACGAGCUGGUCCCGGAGCAUGUGGUCAUGACCAAGGAAGAGGUGACUGAGCUGCUGGCCCGAUAUAAACUCCGAGAGAACCAGCUGCCCCGCAUCCAGGCAGGAGACCCUGUAGCUCGCUACUUCGGGAUAAAGCGAGGGCAGGUGGUGAAGAUCAUUCGGCCCAGCGAGACGGCGGGCCGGUACAUCACCUAUCGGCUGGUGCAGUAGCCGCACCCCACAGGUGUGCGGCACCGUGUGGACACUGGGACCACGCUGGGGCGCCUGCCUUCCCUGCUGGGUAUGCAGGGUGUCCAGCUCUGUGCUGUGAGCAUGGCCACUGCAGUUCUGCCCAGCGCCCGGGAGGUGACUGACCAGACUUGGGAUGUGGUGACAGCCUAGGCACAGGGUCCUCAUGGCCGCCGCUGAACCCCCCUGGACACUACGGAUGGUGGCCAGAGGGGACAGAAUGCCCGAUGGAGGCUGCUGGGACCCCGCCACGCGGCAGGCCUGUGUCUCCCUGCCCCCAACAUGGCCCGGAAGUGCCCACUCCUGGCCACGCUGCGAGCUGGCCCUUUGCCAGCGAGUUGUGAGAGCAGCAGAGGGAGAUUAAAGCUCCCCGGGCCCGGGAUUGCUUUUGAAUGCUGUGUUACAAUUAAAGUUAUUUUGAGUAAGA